AUGGCUGAUGCAGAUACCCUCAUGAACUUCGACGAUGACCCCAUCGGCGAAUUCCUGAAGUCUCCUGUCUCUAACGACCUUACGGCUGCCCUCGGCGGGACUCCGUUCGAUAACGCAUCCUCGAAUCCUACGCAUGCAUCCGGUGGGACCGAUAACGGCCCUGCCCUUGACAUCAUCGACGGAAACUACCCCCCCGCGCCCGUGUCCGAGACAAGCUCCGUCGCUAUCAUCAACGAGGAUCCCGAGAGCCUCGACCCUUCCUUUAGCCCCGUCGAUGACUUCCUCGCCCUCGGGUUCUUUAUCUUCAUGAAGAAAUCGGCCCGCCAAUUUAUCCUGCGCUCCCCGACGGGUGAUGGUGGCUUCACCCUCGAUACAAUCGCACACACUACCCUUAAUCGAUUCCUCUCUUUCGACGAGAAGAUCCGGUCGCACGCCGUACCUGCCUCCGCCGAACUGCCGGAUGGCUACUACGACUUCGCCACGAAGUUCAACAAUCUCGUACCAAAGACGAAGGCGUGCUUCUCCACUUACAUCCCGGGUGAUGCGAGCGGCACGCGCUACUACAUCCACGGUCCCUCCCCUCGCGCCAUCUUUUUCACUCCGGAGAUUCGCGCCGCCUUCAGUCAGCGACGCCGCGACCAGCUACGCCCGGGCCGCGCCCGCCCACACGCGCAAUCCCACUCCGGCACACCAGACUCUAGCGCCCGUACCGCUCGCAAGAACCGCCCCAUGCGCAACGGUUAUGUGGGCAUCGACAGACGCGGCCGGAACGCGCCACCAAUGUCUGACGCACAGCUGCGCGAACGUAUACUGCUGGAAGCAGUCCGGGAAUCUAUGAACGAACGAGCCGGUUCCCGCUUCUAA
This is a messenger RNA of Punctularia strigosozonata HHB-11173 SS5, 864 nucleotides long. RefSeq lists its product as uncharacterized. NCBI's taxonomy places the organism in Eukaryota, Fungi, Basidiomycota, Agaricomycetes, Corticiales, Punctulariaceae. The coding region runs from base 1 to 864 and encodes 287 amino acids. The record is from RefSeq and is a predicted model, not a curated record. The transcript has a single exon.